CUCCGCUUUGGCUCUGCAGUCGGCGGCAGCAACCCCGAGGAUCAACCGGACGCUCAGGCUGAGCCGCACAGCAUCUGAGCGAGUCUGUCUCGGAGCCUGCCCCGGCGCUCGCCUCCGAGAAACAGGGAGGCAGAAGGAGGAGAGGACAACCGUCUUGCUGACACCCCUUUCCCUUGUGCCCUCCAGGACGGACAGCAGGAGCAGGAGAAUGCAACGGGCUUCGGCUCUCCUGCUGCUGCUGGCUCUGGGCGCCUGCAGAGCGGAGCGCGAUUGCCGCGUGGACACCUUCCGAGUGAUGGAAAACUUCGACAAGGCCCGAUUCUCCGGAACCUGGUACGCACUGGCCAAGAAGGACCCUGAGGGGCUCUUCCUGCAGGACAACAUCGUCACCAAGUUCUCGGUGGAACCGGAGACUGGCAAGAUGAAAGCCACAGCCAGGGGCAGAGUUCGACUUCUCAAUGACUGGAACGUGUGCGCAGAUAUGGUGGGCACUUUCACGGAUACAGAGGACCCUGCCAAGUUCAAAAUGAAGUACUGGGGAAUGGCGUCCUUUCUCCAGAGAGGAAAUGAUGACCACUGGAUUGUGGAUACUGAUUAUGAUACCUACGCACUUCAGUACUCCUGCCGCCUCAAAAACCCUGAUGGUACCUGUGCUGACAGCUACUCUUUCGUAUUUUCUCGGGAUCCUAAUGGUUUACCCCUACGUGCUCAGAGAGUGAUUAGGCAAAAGCAAGAAGAGCUCUGCUUAGGGAAGCAGUACCGGAUGAUAGUUCAUGAUGGCUACUGCGGUUAAUAGAAACCCCAAGCAAUGGAAACUCAUUUUGUCACUACACCAUGAAUGUAGAGUUUCAUUUAAAAACCUCAGAAAGACCCUCAUACAACCUUCAGAUCUAUUUAUCUGAGUUGCCUAGUUUGUUUCUGAAAAAUAGAGAAAUCUUUACCAAACCUAAAUUUAUAAAGGAAUGCAUGCUAGCUGUAAUAAAAUGUACAUGUUUACUAUCAAUUUAUUUUUAAAAAUAUUGAAGAUAAAGAUUCCAAAAUGUUAUAAAAUGUAAUCCUCCA
This is a messenger RNA of Vombatus ursinus (common wombat), 1062 nucleotides long. It is a transcript of the gene RBP4, whose product is annotated as retinol binding protein 4. NCBI's taxonomy places the organism in Eukaryota, Metazoa, Chordata, Mammalia, Diprotodontia, Vombatidae. Bases 209 to 793 code for a protein of 194 amino acids. Gene Ontology annotation, biological process: retinol transport. Gene Ontology annotation, molecular function: retinol binding; retinol transmembrane transporter activity. The transcript has 5 exons. The record is from RefSeq and is a predicted model, not a curated record.